Parnassius apollo (apollo) is the source of this 1725-nucleotide messenger RNA. The record is from the annotation of a GenBank genome assembly. Lineage: Eukaryota; Metazoa; Arthropoda; Insecta; Lepidoptera; Papilionidae.
UUGGACAAUUGGAAUCUGAAGGCCCUCGCGAAUGCAUACGUCGCUGUGGAAUCUUGGGUCAGGUCGCCAGUGUCGGCGCUGAACGAACUAGGCGUUCGAGUCCGUUAUACACUAGUGGAGCAGAGCGGACCAGCACACUGUCCGAGCUUCACCGUUGUCGUCACUGUGGCGGACAUGCGGUCAGAGGGCAGGGGCCACAGCAAGCGGGAGGCUCGAGACGCGGCGGCGCGCGCCUGCCUGGUGGCGCUGCUGACGAGCGCGGACGGCAUGCAGCCGGCGGCGCUGCUGACGUGCGCGGACGGCAUGCAGCCGGCGGCACUGCUGACGCGCGCGGACGGCAUGCAGCCGGCGGCGCUGCUGACGAGCGCGGACGACAAGCAGCCGGCGGCGCCGACCCACCAGGACACCAGCGACGAGCCGCCCGAGGGACAAGAUGCAUUGGACAAUUGGAAUCUGAAGGCCCUCGCGAAUGCAUACGUCGCUGUGGAAUCUUGGGUCAGGUCGCCAGUGUCGGCGCUGAACGAACUGGGCGUUCGAGUCCGUUAUACACUAGUGGAGCAGAGCGGACCAGCACACUGUCCGAGCUUCACCGUUGUCGUCACUGUGGCGGACAUGCGGUCAGAGGGCAGGGGCCACAGCAAGCGGGAGGCUCGAGACGCGGCGGCGCGCGCCUGCCUGGUGGCGCUGCUGACGAGCGCGGACGGCAUGCAGCCGGCGGCGCUGCUGACGUGCGCGGACGGCAUGCAGCCGGCGGCACUGCUGACGCGCGCGGACGGCAUGCAGCCGGCGGCGCUGCUGACGCGAGCGGACGGCAUGCAGCCGGCAGCGCUGCUGACGCGAGCGGACGACAUGCAGCCGGCGGCGAUGCUGACGCGCGCGGACGGCAAUCAGCCGGCGGCGCUGCUGAGGCGCGCGUACGCCAUGCAGCCGGCGGCGCUGCCGACGCGCGCGGACAUCAUGCAGCCGGCGGCGCUGCUGACGCGCGCGGACAUCAUGCAGCCGGCGGCGCUACUGACGCGCGCGGACGGCAUGCAGCCGGCGGCGUUGCUGACGCGCGCGGACGGCAUGCAGCUGGCGGCGCUGCUGACGCGCGCGGACGGCAUGCAGUCGACGGCUCUGCUGACGCGCGCGGACGGCAUGCAGCCGGCGGCGCUGCUGACGCGCGCGGACGACAUGCAGCCGGCGGCGCUGCUGACGCGCGCGGACGGCAUGCAGCCGGCGGCGCUGCUGAAGCGCGCGGACGACAUGCAGCCGGCGGCGUUGCUGACGCGCGCGGACGGCAUGCAGCCGGCGGCGCUGCUGACGCGCGCGGACGACAUGCAGCCGGCGGCGCUGCUGACGAGCGCGGACGGCAUGCAGCCGGCGGCGCCGACCCACCAGGACACCAGCGACGAGCCGCCCGAGGGACAAGAUGCAUUGGACAAUUGGAAUCUGAAGGCCCUCGCGAAUUCAUACGUCGCUGUGGAAUCUUGGGGCAGGUCGCCAGUGUCGGCGCUGAACGAACUGGGCGUUCGAGUCCGUUAUACACUAGUGGAGCAGAGCGGACCAGCACACUGGCCGAGCUUCACCGUUGUCGUCACUGUGGCGGACAUGCGGUCAGAGGGCAGGGGCCACAGCAAGCGGGAAGCUCGGGACGCGGCGGCGCGCACCUGCCUGGUGGCGCUGCUGACGAGCGCGGACGGCAUGCAGCCGGCGGCGCUGCUGACGAGCGCGGACGGCAUGUAG